Messenger RNA from Neltuma alba, 2439 nucleotides. Its product is annotated as ABC transporter G family member 21. Gene Ontology annotation, cellular component: plasma membrane. Gene Ontology annotation, molecular function: ATP hydrolysis activity; ATP binding; ABC-type transporter activity. The transcript has 5 exons. The record is from RefSeq and is a predicted model, not a curated record. The coding region runs from base 191 to 2251 and encodes 686 amino acids. Lineage: Eukaryota; Viridiplantae; Streptophyta; Magnoliopsida; Fabales; Fabaceae. Gene Ontology annotation, biological process: transmembrane transport.
CUCGUGCCUUUGGCUUCAUUUUAUGAGGCCUUCAUCAUCACCAUCUUCUUCUUCUUCUUCUGCUUCUUCUCUUUUUCACGUGAGUAUUUCUUCUUUUCUUCUUCUCCAUAUAACCUUUAUCGUCUUCAUCAUUUCUCUUUGACAAAUUCAGUCCCCACCUUAUUGUGAUCUCUGAUCCGCGGAAAGAGAGAUGAUGCCCCCUGAGCAAGAAACCACUACUGUACAGGUCACGCCAAGCAUUCCGGCCAUCCCCAACCGCCUGCCGCCGGAGAACAGCUCCGUUCACGCCGACCCAGGAGGUUCCGCCUCUAUUGAGGACAAGCCCAGCUUGGAUAAUUAUGUCAUUCCUCUUCAUCAGCUCCACCCAUCAGCAACACGUUCCGUUCUUCAUCAAUCCUUGCGACCUGUUACCCUCAAAUUUGAAGACGUUUCUUACUGUAUAACCUUUGGGAGCAAGAAGAAUGGAGGUUGUUUUUCUUCACAAAACCCGAAACCGACCCGGACGAUUCUCAACGGCGUGACUGGGAUAGUCCGGCCUGGUGAAUUGAUGGCAAUGCUGGGCCCAUCAGGCAGCGGCAAGACCACGCUACUCACGGCGCUAGCUGGCCGGCUCGCCGGAAAAUUCACCGGCAACAUAACCUACAAUGGCCUUCCUUUUUGUAGCUCCAUGAAGCGCAUGACUGGCUUUGUCUUGCAAGACGAUGUGUUAUACCCUCACCUCACUGUUCUUGAGACGCUGGUUUUUACAGCUUUGUUGAGACUUCCCAAAAGCCUCACCAGAGAAGAGAAGGUAGAACAAGCCGAGAUGGUCAUCACGGAGCUCGGGUUAACCAGGUGCAGGAACACCGCCGUGGGUGGCGGAACCGCCUUGUUCCGGGGAGUUUCGGGUGGGGAGCGAAAGCGGGUCAGUAUUGGGCAGGAGAUGCUGGUGAACCCGAGUUUGUUGUUGCUCGAUGAACCCACCUCCGGGCUGGACUCGACGGCCGCUCAACGCAUAGUGGCGAUGCUCCGAGGUUUGGCACGGCAUGGCCGGACGGUGGUGACCACUAUUCAUCAGCCGUCAAGCAGGUUGUACAGGAUGUUCGAUAAGGUUGUUGUACUAUCGGACGGGUGCCCGAUUUAUGCUGGACAAUCGGGUCGGGUUAUGGAAUAUCUUGAGUCCAUCGGAUAUCCGCCCACUUUCAACUUCAUGAACCCGGCCGAUUUUCUUCUUGACCUUGCUAAUGGCAUUGUGGAUGAUGUUAAGCUGGAUGAUCAGAAUGAGAUGCAUGGCGGAUUAGACCACAUUGAAGAUCAAUCUUCAGUAAAAGAGUCUCUGGUUUUAUCCUAUAAAAAGAAUUUAUAUCCUGCUCUGAAAGAAGAGAUUCAGCUAAAGAAUGAAGGCGCAGCUAGUUCAACAUCAGGAACACCCAGAAUAGGCUCAGAGAACAAGUGGAACACGAGCUGGUGGGAGCAAUUCAGGGUUCUGCUUAAGAGGGGUUUACAGGAGAGAAGACACGAAUCUUAUUCAGGCUUAAAGAUUUUCCAGGUCUUAUCUGUCUCAAUUCUCUCAGGCCUUCUCUGGUGGAAUUCUGAUCCUUCGCACGUACAAGAUCAGUUAGGCCUGCUUUUCUUCUUCUCCAUCUUCUGGGGAUUCUUCCCACUAUUCAACGCCAUCUUCGCAUUCCCUUUGGAGAGGCCAAUGCUGAUAAAAGAAAGAUCCUCAGGAAUGUACCAUCUUUCAUCUUACUACGUAGCCAGAAUGGUGGGUGACCUACCCAUGGAACUUGUCCUUCCCACAAUCUUUGUUACCCUAAGCUACUGGAUGGGUGGCCUCAAGCCUUCACUAAUCACCUUUAUGUUAACCCUCUUCAUCAUCAUCUUAAAUGUGCUAGUCUCUCAAGGAAUAGGCCUAGCACUUGGGGCCAUAUUAAUGGAAGUGAAGCAAGCCACAACCUUAGCUUCAGUGACCAUGCUGGUUUUUCUGCUAGCUGGUGGCUACUACAUUCAGAAGAUACCAUCUUUCAUAGCUUGGUUGAAGUACAUAUCUUUCAGCCACUACUGCUAUAAGCUUCUGGUUGGGGUGCAGUAUGAAGAAAAUGAGGUUUAUGAGUGUGGAUCCGGGUUUCAUUGUAGGGUAAUGGAUUUUCCUGCAAUAAAGUGUCUGGGUGGUCUGGCUCAUUUGUGGGCUGAUGUGGCUGCACUGUGUGUGAUGCUGAUUGGAUACAGAGUUGUGGCUUAUGUGGCUUUGAGGAUAAGGCAGCCUCACUGACUAGCUCUACUACUGCUGGCUUGCUCAAUAGAUUAGGGAUUCCUCUUGGUUUGUUGGAAUUAAAAGCUCUGUCCAAGUGUUAAGAUUAUUUAAAUUGUAUGCAAUAUUACUUAAAGCCCUAGUGGUUUAUUGAUAUGAAAUGAGAGGGUAAAUAAUUUAAACAUAAAGCCACUUUUCCUUAGUUCCAA